AUUGUUUUCCUGCAGAACAGAGAUGACCUCAACUGCAUGGGAAACAUUAUUUGAACUGUUCUUGGAUUUUCAUGAAGUGGGGUGCUUGGUGGUGGAAAUUCUUGGUAUCAACUCCUUCAUAAACAGAAUUUUUCAAACAGCUACAAGAAUAUCACGUGGGCCCAUCCGAAAGCCAUAUGGGAGCCAGCGAAGUUUAGUCCGCUGGAUAGCUGUCCACAAUCCAACUUUAAAGUGGAUAAGCCAACAUCGUGAUGGCCACCAUAGAUCUGCUGUGGUGCUGUUGCCAACAACAUCCCACUGUGAUGCCACUGCUGAAGGAUUGCAAACCCUACAGGUUGAUGAUGACUGUGAUGAUUUCUUCCCACUUCAUGGAAGAGAUGACACAAUGCUGUGGAGAUGUCACUCACAUGACAGCCUUGGAGAUGUAGAAGAUACUUGGGAUCGAUGUGUCACAAGCAGCACACCUGUAGCAAAGCCAUCUGAAGUUUAUGGUGAUCCUUUGGCAGUUGCUGUCAUAUCUGAAUUGCAGGAACAACUGGACAAACUAAAGGACCAGAUGACACAAAUGAUCCUUCUGCGAGAAAGUGAUAAGUUGUUGACACCACAACAACCUCCGCCACCUCCCCCUCCCCCUCCUCCUCCUCCUCCUCCUCCACCACCUCCACCACCACCUCUGCCACCUCAGCGUACACCUUUGUCAGCACUGACAACAAAAUCCUCUGUGAAGAAACUGGGAAUGACACAGAAGAAUGAAGAACCUGAGCCAAAAUUCUUAAUGGCUGAAGUUCUUGAAGGAAUCAAGGAUGUCAAGUUGAAGCCAAUAGAAAGAUCUCCUGGGGGGCGACCACUGAGACCGAAGAGACGAAGUUCAAUGGGGAGACACAGUGAUCCUGCAACGCUACUGUUUGCAGCUCUAAAGAAGAGAGCAGCAUCUCAUUAUGGAACAGAGUCAGAAGACAAAGAAAAUGAAGAUAGUGAACAAGACUCCUGGAAUGAGGAUAGUCCAAAUUCAACCCCAACUGCUGCACCUGCAGCAGUGGGAUUCUUGGUGUAUAGCGCUGAUAGUCGAGAUGAUGAAAUCCUUCGUUUGUCACUUCGGGCCUUGAGUCAGCUGGCUGAUGUCCCAGGAGGAAUUACCAAGCUGGUCAAAGUUCUUGGCUUUGGCAGCAUCCUUCAUGCCACACUCCAAAGGCAUCAGGGUAAAGAAGAUGAUCUGUCUGCAAUGAUAAGAAAGUUGCUGAACCUGGCAGCAGCACACAAGACUGAUUGUUUCAAAGCCAGGAAUGAUGAUGAUGAGCACAUAGCUACUUCUGCAAGUUCAAGGCCUUUCAAAACUCUCACUAACUUGCCUUUAGCAAAACAGGAAGCACAGUGUGUCACCCUUCUGAUAGAAGAUAUGGCUUCAUUGUAUGACCACAGGAAAUUGACUGACACACUGGUACGGCAAAGAGGUGUGAUUUCUGUUGCAUUUUCUGUGAACAAUCCAAAGAAAUGCACAGUGAGGAUGAGGCCUGAGAUCCACAUUAUGACAGUAGCAAAUGCCCUGAUCCAUGCUGGUUUCCAUGAUGUCUAUCAACUUGGACGGAACAAAGUUGGAAAUAUGGUGAAGAAGAGGCUUUGCAAGGAAUCAAAUGCUAGAAUUAGCUCUGAGACAGAAUCCAAGCAAAUACCUGAUUAUCUCCCUGAAGAAGAUGACAACCCUCCUGUUGGGGAUAAAGCAGUUGCAACACCUGGAGUUGACAGAGAAUCCAGUCUCAAGAAGACUGCCACAUCAGUCCUCUCUUCUGCUGCCAAGUUCUUCACUAACACAUUCUAUUGGUGAUUUGGAUUUGACUUG
Molecule: messenger RNA, 1837 nt
Organism: Darwinula stevensoni
Lineage: Eukaryota; Metazoa; Arthropoda; Ostracoda; Podocopida; Darwinulidae
Source: the annotation of a GenBank genome assembly